UGAACUGUGUUUAUCAAUUAUUAAUGAUACAUCAGCAGUAUCCAAAGGGAGCUUAUAUUGCACUUUUCAACUGUCAGCUAAUAAUACAGUACAUAGACUGGCUUAUUCAAAUCCCAUGGCACCCGACCAUUCAAGGCCAGCAGUGCAUUUGAAAUGAGCCUGUGUGUAAUUCCUGGCUGGAGUGUAGAGGUGGACUGCUACACAACUAUCUUUUUGUUCCUUGAUGGUCGAGCGAGGGAGUUCUGUAGUGUUGCAAGAAAUAAAAAACAAGGGCACAUAACUGUAUAUGUGGAUGGAGCUCAGUUCAUGCUGCUAGAAAGUCUUUCACUUGCUGACUAGGAGACUUGAAGGCGGUCUGUUCGCUGGAGAACAAUCAGUGUGUUCUUAAGGGGAGAGCCAGAGGAUAUUUCCUGGUAGCUGUUCUCUCCGAGCAGUCUUGGUGGUGUCUCUCCUCGUUCGCUUCUCAUUAUGGAGCCCAACAGUCCCAAGAAGAUUCAAUUUGCUGUGCCUUUGUUUCAAAGCCAGUUGGACCCACAAGCAGCCGAACAGAUCAGAAGAAGACGACCCACACCAGCAACACUGGUUAUUUUCAGUGAUCAGUCACCACCAGCAGGUGAACAGAGGACAGUAAACUCACAGGGACAAGCAGAGAGUGCUGAGAUGUCUCCCAAGCAAAGAAAACAAAGUGUGUACACCCCUCCCACUAUGAAAGGCAGUGAACAGACAGACCCCCUAAAAUGUAGUGAUGGUGAGAGUCCCCUGCUGCGCUCUGGAAACACACAGCCGCUCUUAGAGAAAGGGUCAGAUGAGAAGUCUGUGAAACCAAGGAGGAAAGACACCCCGUUUCAGCACCACCCACGCUUUGUACCAGGGGUGAAGCUUAUGAAAUCACAGAAAGAAACAGCGUUCCCUGAGGAAGAAGAAGGAGUCAAUGAUAGACAGGAAGACUGGACCCCAUAGAUGGAAAUAGAUGUCUUAAUGGGAGUGCUUCCGCUUUCUGUUGUUCAGUCAGUUAAAUGAACUGCAAACCUUUUUCACAGCGUCGCAGGACUGAUGAAACAGAUCAAUUCCUACAGAACACUAGAAAACAGGCUUUUAGUCUGACUAAUUUUAAUCGAAAGCUUUAAAGCUGCAUUAUCCAUUUCCUCUGCAAAAUCACUAAUAUAGUUCUGGUUCAUACCUGCAUAUAUACAUGUUCUGUGUUAACUUUCUGAUCUUAACCACAGUACUUCAAUAUCUAACUUUUUUUUUAAGAGUAUCCCAACUUAUUAACCGUUUAAAGACUUGUUGUUUUUGACCUGCCAUCUACAGCCUAUUUUAAGCACAUAAUUACCAUCAUCUACAGUACCUUUCAGUCACUCUGUGUAAAAAAUAUUGUCAAAAUAGUAGAAAAUGAAGCUACAGUAUAGUUUUAGAAAUAAAAAAAACCCUGCUGAUUUAUUAUUUACACAUGGAAUGUAUUAUUUAAUCUGGAUCAGGGGUGGCCAGUCCUAGUGCUGGUGAGCCACAAUCCUGCAGGUUUUCUGGAUUUCUUUAAAUCCUCAAUGACCAAAGACCUAGGAAAAAUGUUAGUGUUGACCAAUUAAGAAAAUCAAUUAGGUAAUUGAGAGCUCGGGUGGAACAAAGACCCUACGGCUCUCCAGGAUCAGGAUUGGCCACCCUGAUCUAGAGUAUAAACAUAAUUUAAAUUCUUUGUGCCAUAUUUCAAAAGCCAACAUCUCUGAUUUCAAUGUUGUAAAAAUUGUAUUUAAAUGUCUUACUUUAUAUUCACACAGUGCUUGUUGGUGUAUAUAAAUCCAACUGUUUUUUUUUUUUUGUAGAUUAUUCCAUUAAUAAAAUAGGUUUUUAAAGCGUAAGACAGAUAACCUAUACUAAUGAUAAAAAUCUUCUUAAUUAAAAUUGACAAAUUGCUUGUUUUCCUUUACACCACAUAAAACUGAGUAACUUUCUAUUAGCCUGUUGAAAGAAAAUAGGUUCUGGUAGUUAUGAUGAAGCUUGGAUGAUUGUUGGCUUAUCAUAACCUUUUGCAACCUCACUGUAAAAUGCUGAAGUUUGGAGUCUACAUAUAGUGUAAGAGUUUAUUCACAUAAAACAAUUGAUGGAACACUAAUUGCUUCACUGUAUUUUUAGAUAAAUGUAAUACAAUAUGUUUUAAUCAUGGUUCUUUCACAUCAGAGGCCGGGUGAUGCAGAAAAAUGGGAGAUAAGAAAAGACAUUGUUUGUGUAUACUAGCCAGAGAAAAUCUCAUUGCAUAUAAUCUGGAAUGAGAGAAGAGUUGGGAUAUACAAAUGUAAAAGAAACAGAGAACGGUAUAUAAUGUUCAUGGAACUGAAUGAUAUGCAAUGCAAACACAGAUGUUGUCAUCCAUUAAGAUAAUUUUAAUGCAUUUUAUUUAAACCAAAGAAUAGAUCAAAGCAAAAGGUACAUACUCCCCUUCCAUCAGCAUCUUGACCAAAACAACAGCUUUUACAUGACUUCUGUUGUGAGGAUAUAAUGCAGCUCAGUCUGAAUCAGAGGUUGGCACCAUGUAGAGUGGUGACAGACAAUUAAAAAGUAAGAAUAAUUAUAAUUAAAAAAAAAAAAAAACACCUUGGCCACGGUCAAACAAAAUGAAAGUUAUAUAGAAUUACGUGUGUGUGUAUGUGUGUGUUAGACCACGGACAUGCGUGUCCGAGUAGGGACAAGUUGCCGACCCCUGCUUGGAUCCUUAUAAUGAAUGGGCCUUAAACCUCUCCAGGCCAGCUGAUUGGAACUGGGGCUUCUCCAGUGGUAGUUAAAUAAAUCGAUUUACUUCCAGAGUACACAUACGUGCAUAUGAUGCAUUUUCCGUUAUUAAUUUAUAUGACAUUUCACAUGAGGUUACUGUAACUUCAACCUUAUGUCUUCAUUAAAUCGCAUGAAGUAAUUCCUGCUCUAUACAGGAUUUCAAUGCUAUGGGAUUACUAAUCUGCUUUAACACCUACUCAGAUAAGUACAAACAUAUGCUAUGAUUCUACAGCCCUAUUGUAAAUAGUAUGUUUUAUGAAUCUGUUUUAAAGCAACAAAUACAUAACAAACUGAUUCAUUAUAUUAUGAGUAAGUGCCUUUUCAAACAACAAGCCUCUUUGUGAGCGCUACUUAACAGAGCUGUUUAUUUUUAUUCAUGUGAUAGAAUUGUGAUGUCAUUAAGUAUUUUGAAAUGUCUUAUAUUUCAGACAGAUGCACUAAUUCACUAAUGUUUGGUCUUGUGAUGCUGUGGGACAUGUGCAUGCUUGCCAAACUUGGAAACUGUUCAGCGGGAUGCUCGUCUCAGGGGAGUGGGAGGGUGUGGUCAUACGCAUCAUACACAUGGGAGGAGUCAUACGCAAAAAAACACUCAUUAUC
Molecule: messenger RNA, 3363 nt
Organism: Polyodon spathula (Mississippi paddlefish)
Lineage: Eukaryota; Metazoa; Chordata; Actinopteri; Acipenseriformes; Polyodontidae
Product: protein phosphatase 1 regulatory subunit 1C-like
Exons: 6
Coding region: 469-960 (163 amino acids)
Biological process (GO): intracellular signal transduction
Cellular component (GO): cytoplasm
Molecular function (GO): protein phosphatase inhibitor activity
Source: RefSeq, a predicted model, not a curated record